AUGGAAUCCAGUAAUAAUGCAGAAGCGGAACGUCUUACGAUGCACCGUUGUAUCGUCACAAGUAUUAUUGAAAGUGAAACCGUAUACGUCGAAUGCCUAUAUGUUAUGGAAAAGUACAUGAAUGCGAUAAAGGCAACUCUAUCUACAUCUCAACCUGUGAUAACUGAAGAAGAAUUUGGUACUAUAUUUUACAAGAUAUCCGAAUUGCACGAACUUCACAAGAGUUUUCUGGAAGGGCUCAAAUCGGCUGUUGCUAGCUGGGAGGAACCUUUGUGUGUUGGUGUUCAUUUUAAGAAAAUGGCUGAGAAUAUUAACGUAUACGGCGCCUUUCUUCAUAACUACGGGCGCGCUACGGAUGCGGUGCGUCGCCGUUGUGCGAGUUCGCAGCGUUUUGCGGACUUAACUAGACAGAUUGCGUGUAGAGGGCAGCCCAUGUCACUCGACGAUUUAUUGCACAAACCAGUCGCAAGGGUGCAGAAGAAUGCUCUUGUUUUGCAUGAUCUCAUAAAAUAUACCCCGGCUAGUCACCCUGACCACGCGAUGUUAACUGAAGCUUUAAAUAUGACGCAGCACUUUUUGGACGAAUUUAAUAUUAUACAAACUAAAUCUAUGUUCCCUAAUGCUGAUCGCGCACAAAGAAGACUUGUAAAGAAUUCCUUUAUUGUAGAAUUGUCAGAUGGACACAGGAAGUUACGUCAUCUAUUUUUAUUCAACGAUGUUAUAGCAUGUGCUAAAUAUAAGGCCUCCGGUCGAGAUAAAUUCACGUUCGAGUUGAAAUGGUUCAUACCGCUACCGGAUAUAGUGGUCGUGGAAGAAGAUGGCAGUUCCGCGGAGAGGGAGACAUCGCCAGCAAACAUAGUGGCGCUCAAGUCGCAGGCCUGCACUGUACGAGACCAGAUAUUAGCCGAGGAACGGGCAUUGCAGGAUGAUAAGAAAAUAAGGUUAGGCGGUCGUGGCGCAGCGGAGAAGCAGCGUAAAAAGCUAGCAGAGUUAGAAGGGCAGUUGGUUCUGGCUAGUCCCAAUCUUAUAUUCCGCAUCGCUGCGCGUGCGCCAGCAUCUACCGCACUACAGCGACAACAUGUCUUCUUCCUCAGUUCGGAGUAUGAAAGAACGCAGUGGAUUGACUCUAUACAUGCGCUACAGGCAUCAUCGGCGCCGCCCGCCGGAUCCAACACGGUCUCCAUGUUGGAACUACAAAGCUGGGUGACGGCGUGUCGCAGUUACUUACAAACUGACAUGGGCUCGUACUUGUUGCGCAGUGGACGGGAUGACUCCUUACUUCUGGGUGAUUUACAGCUACACAUUGGUGGAAUGACCGCUCCACUCGACACUGCCGCUGACUACUAUAUCAUCGUAGAGGUGGAUUCUUAUGGGCAUUAUUUCCGCAAGGCUAAGUCAAAGUUGGUGUGUAGAAGUGCUCAACCGCGUUGGAACGAGAGCUUUACUAUUGACUUGGAGGGCUCUCAGAAUUUGAGACUGCUUUUAUACGAAGAUGCCGCUAGGCCGGUUCUUAGAGGAAAAUGUACGGUGAAGUUAUCGCGCGAAUGGGUGGCAGAAAGCGCUGCGGGUGGGGUCUCCAGAACGGUGUGCGUGGGAGGUGGUUCGUUGCCUCUUCGUUUGAAAUUGUUGCCUCCGGAACGCUCUGCGCGGCAUGUGCCUAAUUCCAAGUCUGGCGCGCUUUUCGGUGCCAAAAUCACGCAUGUUGCCAAACGGGAAAAGCGCAACAUUCCUUUCAUAAUAAGUGCGUGCAUACGCGAAGUCGAGAGGCGUGGCAUCCAUGAAGUGGGCAUUUAUCGUGUUUCCGGUAGUGCUUCAGACCUAAACCGGCUUAAGAAGAGCUUCGAAACUAAUGCCUAUGAAGCAGAGCAGCUAUUGAAAGAAGUGGAUAUACACAGUGUGACCGGUGUACUUAAAUUAUACCUACGAGAACUGCCUGAAGCCUUAUUCACUGACGCACUCUAUCCGGAGCUAUUGAAAGCCUGGGGUUCCACUCAGGGCGUAGGCACGUCGGUUGACUCGGGCCCCGCACACACGCGACGACACGCUCUUCUCAAAUGUUACGCACAGCUUCCGGAUCUCAAUAAAAAUUGCAUUGAUUUUCUGCUCAACCAUUUUGUUAAAGUAAAUCAACACGAGACAGAGAACAAAAUGUCUUUACACAAUUUGGCAACGGUGUUUGGACCUACAUUACUUCGGCCAUCAACCAGUGCCCCUGGUGCUAAACAACGUACCGACCUCUUAGCCGCAGGAACCGUAGACGCUAUGGCCCAAGCUGGUAUACUCUAUUGUCUAUUACAGCAGAGACAAUUGGCCGCGCAAUUGUCCUCGCACCAUAGAGCUCCAACGCUUCUAGAUUAA
Molecule: messenger RNA, 2358 nt
Organism: Pieris macdunnoughi
Lineage: Eukaryota; Metazoa; Arthropoda; Insecta; Lepidoptera; Pieridae
Source: the annotation of a GenBank genome assembly